UCACAAUUUUUUUUUGAUAAUUCAGGGUUUUUACAACUGUCCUUCCACCUUUUCUCCCGUACAUUCAUUGUGUUUUCAUAAGCAGAGGUUUAAUCCGGGAUUAGGCAUGCAUGAAGGUUACAUAAAAUCUAGUGCUAAAUCCUCCAAUAAUAUGCAGGGAUUACAUCACCAGUGUGUGUGUGUGUGGUUUGACGGGGAAAAGGGAGGAGAUAACCAGUGGAAGUGGGAGGAGAAAUGGCAGCAUCAAGACAAUCCAAGCGUCAUAAUCUUAACUGUGUAAAGGGAAAAGGCGGCCAAAUGUGUUUAGAUGGACAGAAGCAGCGGGGAGUGCAGUGUUGGCAGGGAGUGUGUCCCUUCAGCUCAGACAGCAUCCACUCUUAUCCAGAUGUCUGAGGAAGGUAUUAAGGGCUAAAUCCAACUCCAGCACACGUUUGCAUCAUUCCUAUGUGGACCUGCUUUUGGACAGAGGAGACUGGAGCAUGUGGGUUCUUUCUUCGGGAUAUGAUGCGUCCACCUGGAGCCGUUCCUCAGUCGUGUCCUGAGUAAGCUUUCUCCAGCAGCGAUGAUGUUCUGCACCACCUUCCUGUCCACUCCUUCCGAAGACCUAGCAUGCGAAGGCGGCGGUGGAGCUUCACCAGGAGGCGGAGGCUUAGGCCCGGCUAGCUGCUUGUCAUCCUUGCACUGCCUGGUUCUCCCUCAAGAUGAACUUUACCCCAAUCUCUCAGAGAACAACACGGCAACCGCCGCCCGUCAGCUCUCGGUUUGCUCCGAAGCGCGAGCUCGCAGCUUUAUCGGAGACAUGCUGCUCGAUGCCAGCCGAUGUCGGGAGAGAGAUAGCGGGGGGAUUUGGGACAGGGUGAGGAGGAGACGCAGUCGAUCUGCUUCACCUUUACCCAGCAAAACACCUAAAAGUCCUUGUAGUGAGGGAGUGAAAGGCCCCUCGCUGCCAAUGGCCACCGUGGACAUCAAAAAUCCCGAGAUCAGCAGCAUUCAGCGUUUCCACAGCAACUCUCAGGUGAACAACAUCAUGCACUCCACCUUCCCCAAGCGGGAGAAGAAGGGCAAAGGCAAGAAGAAGAGGCUGACCAAGGCUGACAUUGGCACGCCCAGUAACUUCCAGCACAUUGGACACGUAGGAUGGGAUCCAAACACAGGCUUUGAUUUGAACAACUUGGACCCAGAGCUAAAGAACCUCUUUGACAUGUGUGGCAUCUCCGAGGCUCAGCUUAAGGACAAAGAGACCUCCAAGGUGAUCUAUGACUUCAUUGAGAAGAAAGGAGGGGUGGAAGCUGUCAAAAAUGAGCUACGGAGACAAGCGCCUCCACCCCCUCCAUCCAGAGGCGGCCCACCGCCCCCACCCCCACACCACACCUCGGCCCCUCCACCGCCUCCACCUGCUCGCGGCCGGGGCGCCCCGCCACCCCCACCGCCCUCCAGAGCCCCCGUCUCGGCGCCGCCACCCCCGCCUCCAUCCCGGCCGGGCAUGACCGCUCCCCCGCCUCCUCCACCUAGCCGGGGCUUCCUGCCGCCGCCCCCGCCGCCAUCCCAUGCCUCCACCCCAGCACCACCUCCACCACCACCUCCCCCGACAGCAUUCAGCGGCGGAGCGCCACCUCCUCCGCCUCCGCCGCCACCUCCUGGCCCACCUCCACCCGGCCUGUCCAUGGAGGCUAAUGGGAGCGACAGCGGGCCGCCACCACCUGGGGGCAAGUCGGCCUUGCUGAGUCAGAUCCGGGAAGGCACCCAGUUGAAGAGGGUGGAGCAGAAAGAGCGGCCCGUGUCCAGCACCGGACGAGACGCUCUCCUGGACCAAAUCCGACAAGGAAUCCAACUUAAAACUAGAGACGAUAACGACUCACCUCCUUCCUCUGUGGCCCCCUCGGCUGGCAUCGUGGGGGCUCUGAUGGAGGUGAUGCAGAAGAGGAGCAAGGCCAUUCAUUCGUCAGAUGAGGACGAUGACGAUGAAGAUGAUGAGGACUUUGAAGACGAGGACGAGUGGGAGGACUAGUCAUGCCACCCCUCUCUACUUUUGGAUGAUUCUGACACUUAAAUCUUUAAUUUCAAAUGACAUAAAUGUACAUGUUCUAUCAAUUUGCUGUAUAUUUUUGUUGCCUUUAUGCUUUUUUUCUUAAUCUGUGCAAUACCUCAUUUAAUCUGGACAUUCUCAUAUCUGUUUUGAACUGUCCUCCAUCUGUCGCUUGUCUCUCAUCACACAUUCCCUGCAUCCUGUCUCUCUCAUCGUCCCAAAAAUAGCGUGCAAUUUUGGCGUCAAGCUGUCGUUUUUCUCUUCUGGUCAGUCAUCGGAGGCCUCAGUAGAGGGGAAAGAAAAAGAAAGAUAUUUUCAUACCCUAAUUGUGGUUUAUUUUUACUAAUCAAAUGAUCCUAGUUUAUAUUUUCUUAAAAAAGAAAAGGAAUAUUUUGCGUCAUCCGAUGUCCUGUGUAAAUUUGCUCCAGGUUGUUCUGUUUUUUUUGCACAGAAAGAAGAGACUUGCUGCAUGACAACGGGACAUUUUCAGGUCUGUAUCAUACAGUACGUGUGCUUUAAGAGAUGAGAAAGAUGGGGAUGCGGUGGCAUUUUGAUGGUUCACUCUUCCUUUCCUUAAAUAAACUGACAAUAUUAUUUUAAUAAGCGAUGUUUGUCACACAGUAAUGCCAUGGACAUGUCGUACCAUUGCAACCCUUUAGGCACUUGGCCAUAAAAGCUUAUUUUUCGAUUAACGCUACAUUGAAGUAGAGUCACUACAAAGUUUGUUUUGUCUUUUUCGACUUAUAAUAUCACGUAUUGACAAUUUUUGUUGGAAUCGGGGCGUUGGUCAUGUAAAAUUUGAGGAAUAAAGACAUUUUUAGUUUUACACCUCCUGGGUUACUGGACAAAAACUGAGUACGGUAUGUACUGUUAUGUGUUGUACGGAGUUAAGUUCAUUAAGUACUGGAAAGUGUAUGAAUUAAGAGCUUUUAGUUAGGAUGUAGCAUGGAUGCAUCUAUUAGUGAUGACGAUGGUAAGAGUUAACAUCAAUAACUAAUCAUAUGUUAGUGUUUUUUAUUCUUAAGCUACUUUUGUCAAUUGUAAUAAAGAGUGAGCGAAAUGGAAGCAUUAAUUAAAGUUGACAAAGUCUUGUUGGUACUGUUAGAAGACUAAUGCUAAGAAA
Messenger RNA from Dunckerocampus dactyliophorus (ringed pipefish), 3149 nucleotides. It is a transcript of the gene waslb, whose product is annotated as WASP like actin nucleation promoting factor b. Gene Ontology annotation, biological process: actin filament organization. Gene Ontology annotation, molecular function: microtubule binding; actin binding. The record is from RefSeq and is a predicted model, not a curated record. NCBI's taxonomy places the organism in Eukaryota, Metazoa, Chordata, Actinopteri, Syngnathiformes, Syngnathidae. Gene Ontology annotation, cellular component: cytoplasm; endoplasmic reticulum membrane; nucleus. The transcript is spliced from 7 exons. The coding region runs from base 563 to 2008 and encodes 481 amino acids.